Molecule: messenger RNA, 5698 nt
Organism: Porites lobata
Lineage: Eukaryota; Metazoa; Cnidaria; Anthozoa; Scleractinia; Poritidae
Source: the annotation of a GenBank genome assembly
AGGGUACGUUAUAUAUUCUAAACGAAAUGUACUGAAUAUCGUUACCAGUCGUUCUACUAAAACAAAAUGGCCGGGAUCAAGUUCGUGCAAGUCUGUGAUAUCUUUUCCUCUUGAUUAUCAGUUCACUGAACCUUUUGUUGGCGAUGGCGUCUGGUUCAGAACCAGAGAGCAUCAGUUCUUCUAAUCCCACAGGAAAAUUACAUGCAAGAGUUUCUGAUGAUAGCACUGUGGCACGAUCAGCGCGUAAGAAAACAGAAUCGCCAAGAUGUUCUAAACAGCAGACAGAGAAGGUAAAAGAGAAAUUCAUGUCAGCGGACCUCUUUUGUCAAAAAAUGGGAGGAAUGAUAGAAAAACAAGAUGUCCAGUCAAUUCUGGACAUACAGACUGAAACGUAAGUAUCCUGUUUCAAUCUCAUAAACAGCCCGUAGAGUAGAGUCACGAGUUAAACAUGCAUUGUCAAUAUAUUUUUUUUUUUGACAGGUUGAGGAAAUUUGAGAAAACUAAUGCAAAAUUUGGAAGAUUCAAUGACUUAUCUUCUACACGAUACUUACACCUGAAUCAGCAACUGAAAGGUCACACUAAGAUGCUGCUGGAUAUGAAAAAAGAUUUGGACUCUGUAUUCAGAAGAAUAAGGUAAGCUUACAUGUAUGUACUGCUACAUGUACUGUUUCCAAGGCGUGGGGAUUAGACAGCAAGCCCCAGUUGUUCAAAUAUUGAAUAGGAUUAUCUACCAUAAUUAUAAUUAAUCAUUAUUAUUAAUUAAAAGUUCUUGUUUCUUCAUUUCUGAUUGGCUCAAUCCCCUAGCUUAUUCUUCAUAAGCAGCUAGCACUGACAAAAUUUGGUCGACGUUUGGUAAUAACUGGUCAGUGCCAGAAAAACAGACAACAACAGAGAAGCCCUGGGGACAAGGUUGCCUUACCUUUUGGAAGAGCUGUUUCUUAUCAUACUAUUAUAUAAGUAAAUGACUGUAUACCACUACAAGCCCCAUUCAAUAAUAAAAUUUCUAACUAUCCAGUAUCAGGCAAUUUACUGGACAGAAAAUUGUACAGUGCGUGGCACUUUCCACUAUUUAAACAGCUGGAGCCAGCAAAUGGGUGUUGAGAUAUUGAAAGUAGGAAGUUUUACACAACCGUGAUGACAAUGGUAGUGAAAACAUCCCCAAUAGAAUGUAAAGGUAUGACGUCUUUUCAAACUCCAAUAUAAUUAUUACAUGUACAGUAUAGUCAGUCUUAGGCAAAUUUUUCCUGGAGUUAAAUUGUUAGAGACUGCAUUUAAGACCAAUAAAAGAAGGGAAAAAAUUGUUGUCAUCAUGGUUAAUAAUACAAUCAUGAAAAGGUCUUGAAUUUUAGUAGUUGUCUUGAGAAGUCCUUGAAUUCAGUUUAGGUCCUUGAAAAGUACUUGAUUUCUUUAUUAGGUCUUGAAAACUCCUUGAAUUUCACUGCCUUGUUUAUGCCACACCGUUUUCUGUGGAAUUACUAUUAUUUCGCUGAUGAAAAUUUGGCUCAUCCAGGGUUGUCAAAAGUAGCUGGCUGCCGGCGAAAAUCGCCACCUACUAAGUUAGUAUCAGCCGGCUACUCUGCUUGGCAUUUCUUUACAGAUGGUGUUUUUUCAAAUAAAAUAUCCCUGGACUGGCUGCUUAUUUUGAUAACUCAGCCGUCUAUUUCAAAACUUUGUGACAACCCUGCUUAUCCUUAGUCUAACAACCUGUAAGAACAUUAAUUUUUUGUACAUGAACAAUAUUUUAUUCUGUUUCUUUAUUUCAAAAUGCUAUUUCUGUGCCUCGCAUGCAACUGCAAGUCACACCCAGUGACUGUUGUCAUUUUGCAAAGUGUUGUACAGUUACAGUUCAACCAUGGCUGAAGAAGUAAAAAAAUGAUCAUAAAUGACUUCAUUAAGUGUUUUAGCCUAUAAGGUGUUCAAAGAGCAUUAAAGAAUGCUGAUUUAUUGCAUUAAUCUUAGUCUUUGAAAACUGUAAUUUAAUUGUCUUUGAAAAGUCCCUGAAUUUGUUUGUCUGAAGUUUUACGAACCAUGGUCAUUCAUUCACAUCCACCACAAAACAUGACAUCAGGCAAUUUCACAUCAUAGUCAUACAGUUUCAGCAAAGAAAUGUACCAAAAGUGUGAUAAACAGCCAGAGUUGUUGUUUUUCUCAUUACAUGUAAAUGUAUUAAUUUGAAAUUCUUGUUACCACUUUCAGUGCUCCAAGCUGCGACCGUUUUGAUCACCAUGGCAUGUAAAAAAAUUUAUUAGCAACUAAACUUGCGGGGCGAAAGUCCUGUGCUCGGCGGUCUUGUACUUGGAAAAGCUUUACGCGAAACACACAAACAAAAAAGGACCUGUAAUCAAUGUGGCCUGAGGUAUAACCCUUCAUGUAAAAUUACACUAGCGUCUUUUCUUUUUUUUCAUUGGUGAUCAACAUUUUAUGUCUCGUGACCAUCUUACAACUUUAAGUCGCCAAAAGGCGACUUUGAACAAAAAUGAGCGUGGAGCACUGACAGUACAAAAAUUUGUAGUUUGGUGAUGUACCCUUAUGCACCCAUCCAUGAGGCACAGUAAAGCCACCUGGGGGUAUAGGACUGCUAGUAGUUUCUCACGAUUGUUGUGCAAGUGAGCCUGUCAAGUUUGCAAGUGACUGAGUGAAAAAAAUAUUUCCAGCUGAGGGAAACUUUUGCUCACUAGGUCCAUUUAUUUGGUGGGCUCUGACUACUAUAAGACUCUUCUUUUGAAGUAAGUGAAGAGGGCAAGAUGGUUAGACAGGCUUAACGAGAUGUACUGUAGAAAAUGUACAAGCCAGGAGAGAUGCCUACUGUACUCUUCCUAUGUGGCUUGCAAUUCAAUGUAUACCGGUACUCACCUGCCUGACAAUCCUAAGAAAAUGCUAGUAGUCAUUGGGUGAAAGGCAUGAAUAAUUUAGAAGAAGCUAGAAUCCAAAACUUCAUGGUCAGAAGUUUUUCAUGGAGUGAUUACUUCAAGAAAUGUUUCCAUUUGAUUAGUAAAUGACUCAGAGACAAUGUUAGUGAUGAUUAUAUACAGCACAAACGUUAUGUUGCGUCACUAAAUUUCCCAACCAAAUUUCACACUUAUAAUUAUUGCUAUUUGAAUAUUAGAUGUAAAAUCAAAUCAAACAAUAAACAAUUUAGAGGAGAUUUAAUUUCAUGAGGGAUGCUGAAGUUAUACUUAGUUUUGAGUCAAUGUAAUUAUUUUUUGUCACUUGACAAUGUGAUUGGUAAAUUCAUUACUUUUAUGUCUUCACUUCCACUUACUGGUAUUUAUUUUGUUUGUAGAAAUUUGAAAACCAAGCUGACAAAACAGUAUGGACCUGCAUUUGAUGGUAGGUUCCUUUUACAGGUUGUAUGCAGUUUCAAUAAAAAAAAAAUCGUUAUACAUGAAUUACUAAUAUUAUACUACUACAUGAGAAAUUUCUGCAAUUUGAUUGGCUUAGAGCAGUAGUAUUUCACCUUAACCCAUUCGCUCCUGGAGAUUUUGCCGAAAAACACGUUUUGAAGCUAGUCGAGUGGUUUUCUGGUCACUGUUGUGCUAUAAAGAGCUAAAACUUACCACAAACCGGUUUACAGGUCGUACACUUGGCGGCCUUCUGAUCCAGAUGCAAAACAUCAGCUUGUGAAGUUCGGGCAUGCGCAGAAAGCCAAAUUUCGAGAUAGUUUUUGGGUUUAAAAGUGACACAGCAGUCUUGACUUUUACUUUUCGCUUUCUCUCCUCCCUUCUUUUUUCGCUUUUCUUGCCUUAUUUUUUUUUUCUCUUGCUGGGCAUUUAGUAGGCUUCAUUUUGGUGGGAAGAGUUUUUAGGAAAGCUUUUAGGAUCUUAGGAUUAGGUGAAAGGAAAGGUAGGUGGGCAAUGGAACAAGAUUUUCAUGGAGAUUUUCAGGUCAAUGUCACGUGGUUUUUUGCUUCUUUCUCCGGUGUCCUUGACUGAAUUGUGCUCAUUCUGGUAUGGUUUGAAAGAUCUCUUCACUCUACACAAGUUAGCCAAGAAAGUUGUCCUUGACCGUUAAAACUGAUGAUGUCACAAAGGGUAGAAAGGACCUGGAUCCGCACGGGGGGUUACGGGCGGUUCAGGGGCGAAUGGGUUAAUCAGAAAUCUAAAAAUGGCCUUUUACCGACUUUUUCACCUGAUUUUACAUGAAAUAGACAGAUUUGGUUGUUUUAUGCUGAAAAGUGGAUUUUUUUCAAAAAGCUUGGUACUUUGCUUAACCCAUUCGCUCUGUGCCGCCAUUUUGGCACACCAUUUGUCUUAGUCUUCUUUCGGGGUAUGACGUACUUUAAGGAACACGUGACUUUAUCGACAGGAAAACAUUAAAAGUUCUGGUAGGUUUUUCUGUUUCAGAAAAAUUUUCUUUUUGCGAAGACAUUGUGAUUCACUCCGUACUUGUAAUUGACCUUUUUUGUGUACAGCUGGUGAAGGAAAGGUAAUGCGAGUUCCUUAAUUUAUGUCACAUGACGUCAUAUAUGAGUCUGCUAGUUUGCGUGAUCAGCGGCGCGGGUGUACCACAAAAAUGGUUAAAAAAUCGCGUUUUGUUGAAAUGGCAAAAUUUUUUCGCGGAAGUUAUUUUAAUAAGGUAUAGUUUCAGAUAAAAAAAUAUAAAAUUUUAGGUGAUGGGUACUUUAAUACAUUAAUACUGUCUUAUACAUGUACACCGCAGAAGAACAAUAUUAUCAUGAUGAAUAUUUUGUUGUUGAAAAUGGCAGCAACCUCAGUUGGAAUACAAAAAUUGGAGGAAGAACUUGGAGCAAGCAUGGAAAAUGAAUAUUUGGAAAGUCAAGAGAUGGACAUUAAUAGUAAGUCCACAGAUCAAGGGCAACAUUUUAAACAACAGAGGACUGAAGAUGUUAUAGAUCAAGGGAAUGCUCAUUCUGUAGGAAAUGAAACUUUUGCUAGGAAAGAACUCCAAACCAAUGUAAAAAGUUCUACUGGUAAAGCUUUAAACUUUCAAGUAAACCAAGUCGUAAGUGGGACAGAAGACAAAGAGAAAAAUGUGGUUUCAAGGACAGAAAGCACAAAUGAAGCAAGUCAGGCAGUAGGCACUGGUGAUGCAAUUUACCCAGUAUAUACAAGUAAUGCUGAGACAGUAGACACUGAUCAAAAAAAUCAGACAGUAGAGAUGAAAAGCAAGAAAGAGUCAGUAGAUGAUGAUCAAACAUAUCUCACAGUUGAAGCUGGUUAUAGAGUGCAGACAGUAGACAUGAGUGGUAUUUGUCAGACAGAGACGGAAGAUGCUGACCACACAUACCUGACAGUGGACACUGGUUACAAUGUGCAGACAUUGAGUGGCUUGCAUCAGACACAAAGCUCUGGUGACUCCUUCGAGACAGCAGAUAUACUUCAGACUACAAAUGACUCAAACAACAGGACAGUGGACACAGCUGAGAGAGGAGACAGCUAUGGCAGCAGUUUUACUGUACCCAGCAUCGGUUAGAAGACACUAAUGAAAUGAGUCACUUACACCGAAGUCAAAUGACAUCAUGGGAGUGUCCAGAAUAGUGGCCUCAAGUCAAUGGAAAGAACAGUGGACAGUUUUGAAAUUAGCUGAGACAAAAACCUUAGGAAAUACAGGUAACGCUGUUGACAAUACUCAGGCAUUUGGCAGAUCUUUAGAUGUGAGACUUACGGCAUCAGCAAAUGUCACUGUACUACUGGAGACAAUGCUUUUAAGAACUGAAGGCUAAAACAAAUAUUUGUAU